AUCCUUCUUCACUCCUUGCCCCAACUCACAGUACUCAGUAUUCCCCUGGCUUUUCUGCUUCUUUCUUCACUCCCUCUGCCCCCAUCUCUUGUUGUCUCUCCUUCCCUCAUUAGUUUCCUACUAUUAUGGAGUUAACGGGUAUUGUCCAGUCUCUUCAACACAAGUCCAUCUUGGUCACUGGUGCUGCUGGCUUUCUAGCAAAAAUUUUUGUAGAGAAAGUGCUGAGGGUUCAGCCAAGCGUGAAGAAGCUCUAUCUUCUGUUAAGAGCUGCAGAUGCUCAGUCGGCUGCACAGAGACUGCAUAAGGAGGUGAUAGGGAAGGAUGUGUUUAGGGUUCUCAGAGAGAAAUGUGGUGCCGGCCUCGAUUCCUUCGUCGCCGAGAAGGUGACUGCCGUUGCCGGUGACAUUGCUUGCGACAACUUGGGUAUAGAUGCCUCAGAUUUGAGGGAAGAGAUGUGGAAAGAGAUCGACAUCAUCGUCAAUAUAGCUGCUACCACCAACUUUGAUGAGAGAUAUGAUGUGUCCUUGGGUGUGAAUGCCAUGGGAGCCAAGUAUGUUUUGAGCUUCGCAAAGAGAUGUGUUAAGCUACAGAUGCUUCUCCACGUAUCAACUGCUUAUGUGGCUGGAGAACAAGGAGGGCUCAUAUUGGAGAAACCGUUCAGGAUGGGUGAAACACUGAAUGGGAGACCUGGGUUAGACAUGGAACGGGAACUGAAGCUUGUAGAAGAAAAGUUGAAGGAGCUCAAGGCCUUGGAAUGUUCCAAAUCAGAUGAGACAUUUGCCAUGAAAGAAUUAGGAAUAAACAGGGCAAGACAUUAUGGUUGGCCGAACACAUACGUCUUUACAAAGUGCCUGGGAGAGAUGCUCAUCGGACAGUCUAGGGAAAAUCUACCAGUUGUUAUCAUUCGUCCAACCAUCAUAACAAGCACAUACAGAGAACCAUUCCCUGGUUGGGUUGAAGGAAUGAGAACCAUCGACAGCUUGGGUGUUGGUUACGGUAAGGGGAGAAUAACAUGCUUCCUCGGCGAUCCUGAGUCAAUUGUUGAUGUGAUCCCAGGGGACAUGGUGGUGAAUGCGAUGAUUGUGGCAAUGGUGGCUCAUGCAAAUCAACAUGGUGAGUUCAUCUACCAAGUGGGUUCAUCUGUAAGAAACCCAGCAAAAUUUACCCUUUUCCAGGAUUACGGCUAUCAAUUCUUCUCUAAGCAUCCAUGUAUCGAUAAAGAUGGAAAGCCUAUCAAAGUUGGAAAAGUUGCAGUAUUUAGCACCAUGGAUAGCUUCCACAAAUACAUGGCCGUUCGUUAUAUGCUACCUUUAAAGGCUUUGCAACUGUUGAACAUAGUAUCUUGCCAGUAUUUCCAAAACUUAUGUAGCAAUUUUAGUCGGAAGAUCAACUUCGUGAUGCGACUAGUGGAGCUCUAUAGGCCUUAUUUAUUCUUUAGAGGAGUCUUUGAUGAUUUAAAUUUAGAGAAGUUGCGAAUGGCAAUGAAGGACAAUGGAGCAGAGGAAAAUAUAUUUUGUUUCGAUCCGAAGUGUAUCAGCUGGGAUGAUUACUUCUUAAACAUUCACCUCCCAGGGCUCAUAAGAUACGUUUUCAAGUGACAUCUGCGGAGAUUGGGAAUCUAUAUUCAAUUCUUGGUGAAGGCAUUUGUUUAUCAUUAAUUUUCUACCAUCUUUGUGAUCCAAAUUAUCGGUUGGGUUCAAGACAAGGAAAAGGGAAGGGGGGGGGGUGUAAUCUUGAACCUUAUUAUGUUUUCGACCUUAGAAAAAAAAAACCCUAUUAUUAGCUUGAGGAAGAAUAUGAUGUAAAAGAAUAAUUACUGCAAAAAUUAGAAUGUGUGUCUAAACUCUCACCAGGGUUGACAGAAUCGACCCAAAUCGAUCUGUUUGCAAGCCAUGGAAGAUUGUAAGAGGGAACAUGGAUAUGUCAGUGAUCUUUGUAAGACACUCUUAUAAGUGAUAUUGAACUAUACUACAUGCACUUCAGGAAA
This is a messenger RNA of Macadamia integrifolia, 1987 nucleotides long. RefSeq names its product fatty acyl-CoA reductase 3-like. The record is from RefSeq and is a predicted model, not a curated record. Gene Ontology annotation, cellular component: intracellular membrane-bounded organelle. The transcript is spliced from 10 exons. Lineage: Eukaryota; Viridiplantae; Streptophyta; Magnoliopsida; Proteales; Proteaceae. The coding region runs from base 126 to 1598 and encodes 490 amino acids. Gene Ontology annotation, molecular function: alcohol-forming very long-chain fatty acyl-CoA reductase (NADP+) activity. Gene Ontology annotation, biological process: suberin biosynthetic process; long-chain fatty-acyl-CoA metabolic process.